CUAAUCCGCUCUCCUCCCGUUACAUACUCCUGUUACCACAUUACCUCCAGAGCUUGUGGAAAUAAUCGUAUAUGAGCUAUGGCACUCUGAAAUGCCCUCUGUCGACAGUCCUUCAUGAUGACUUGCCCUCGGAUCAGCCGGACGUGGAAAGCUGUUUAUGUCCCCAUCGCCUCCCAGGAUAUUUACAUCCUCAGUCCCGCAUACAUAUACUACCUAUCCGAUAUAGCCGGACGCCAGAAAUCCAUAAUCUACCAUGAUCUCAUCCCUCGACUUACCCACCUGCUAUCAACCGGCCCUUGUGGAUGGCUUCUAAACGACCCUACGGUACGUCGGUGGUCCAAGUCACCUCUCCCGUUUGAUUUGUCUAACAUGCAAUCUUGUAGGAUUGAGGUGCCUGGCCACUUCCCUCUAUUGUUGGGAAUAUGAACGGUUGCAGCGGCCGUUACCUCAUUUAUACAUGCAAGCUAUCACUCCGGAGUAUGGGUUAUGAGAGAGUCGACUGUAGAUGAAUUUAUCAUAUCACGUGUCCGU
This is a messenger RNA of Guyanagaster necrorhizus, 531 nucleotides long. RefSeq lists its product as uncharacterized. The transcript has a single exon. NCBI's taxonomy places the organism in Eukaryota, Fungi, Basidiomycota, Agaricomycetes, Agaricales, Physalacriaceae. The record is from RefSeq and is a predicted model, not a curated record. Bases 115 to 426 code for a protein of 103 amino acids.